Molecule: messenger RNA, 3455 nt
Organism: Ochotona princeps (American pika)
Lineage: Eukaryota; Metazoa; Chordata; Mammalia; Lagomorpha; Ochotonidae
Gene: SLCO1C1
Product: solute carrier organic anion transporter family member 1C1
Exons: 17
Coding region: 352-2490 (712 amino acids)
Biological process (GO): sodium-independent organic anion transport; transmembrane transport; bile acid and bile salt transport
Cellular component (GO): membrane
Molecular function (GO): protein binding; bile acid transmembrane transporter activity
Source: RefSeq, a predicted model, not a curated record
CCACUGUCCGAUACAUUGGAAAGUCUAUUAUACGCAAGAUACUUGCCUGCUUAUUUUGAUGGCAAACUUGGCUCGAGUUUUAAAAUAGUCUUUCAGAGUCUGGAUAUACUAUUGCUUUAUGGCUGUGCCCACCUGCAAACGUUGCUCAAAACUGCUGUGGAAUAUACCUCAGUUUCCUCUUUGAGUCUGUAUUCGUGGGGUGCAGUCUCUUGCUGUUCACACUGAGAGGAACUGGCUGUCCUUGGUCUCCACCUCCGGGUAAGAUCUGGUUCUUGGUUGGGCCCCAGUGAGACCGGUGUAAAUCACAGAUGAUCCUGGUUGAAGAAAUCUGCUCCAAAGAACAUUUUCAUAAUGGACACUUCAUCCAAAGAAAAUAUCCAGUUAUUCUGCAAGGCAUCAGGACAACCUGUUGGAAGUCUUUCUUUUGAGACAGAAUUUUCCUCCUCUAAGGAAAAACAAGCAUGCUGUGGUGAGCUAAAGAUGUUCCUGGGAGCCUUGUCUUUUGUUUACUUUGCAAAAGCGUUGGCAGAAGGCUACCUGAAGAGCACCAUCACUCAGAUUGAGAGGAGGUUUGAUAUCCCCUCUUCACUGGUGGGAGUGAUUGAUGGUAGUUUUGAAAUUGGGAAUCUCUUAGUUAUAAUGUUUGUUAGCUACUUUGGAGCUAAACUUCACAGGCCAAAAAUAAUUGGAAUGGGGUGCCUAGUCAUGGGCAUUGGAACACUGCUCAUCGCGAUGCCUCAAUUCUUCAUGGAGCAGUAUAGAUAUGAUCGGUAUUCAUCUUCAUUCAGUUCCAAUCUCAGCCUCUCUCCCUGUCUCCUGGAAUCAAAAAACCAACUGCCAAUCUCCGCUAUGGAGAAAUCACAGCCCCAAAUAGACAAUGAAUGUGAAGGUGAUGCCAGUUCUUCCAUGUGGGUUUAUAUUUUCCUCGGAAACCUGCUUCGUGGGUUAGGAGAGACUCCCAUUCAACCUCUGGGCAUCGCUUACCUGGAUGACUUUGCGAGUGAGGACAACGCACCUUUCUAUAUCGGGUGUGUGCAGACUGUUGCAAUUAUAGGACCAAUCUUUGGCUUCUUGUUGGGCUCCUUAUGUGCCAAACUCUAUGUUGACAUUGGCUUUGUAAACCUAGAUCAAGUGACCAUCACCCCAAAGGAUCCGCAGUGGGUAGGUGCCUGGUGGCUUGGCUAUCUAAUUGCAGGGAUCCUAAGUCUUCUUGCAGCUGUGCCUUUCUGGUGUUUACCCAAGAGUCCACCAGGACCCCAAAGUAAAGAGGAGUCGAGUUCCUGCUGUGAGAAAUCCAGAUUCAUUGUAGAUGAUCAGGCCAACUACCAAGCAGCUCACGGAGAAAGGGCAAAAAUGCUGGAAAUGGCAAGAGAUUUUCUCCCAUGCCUGAAGAAUCUCUUAGGGAACCCCGUGUAUUUCUUAUAUUUGUGUGCAAGCACCGUUCAGUUUAAUUCUUUAUUUGGCAUGGUGACCUACAAACCCAAGUACAUCGAGCAGCAGUACGGGCAGUCAUCCUCCAAAGCCAACUUUGUUAUCGGGCUUAUCAACAUACCUGCAGUGGCCCUUGGAAUAUUCUCUGGGGGAAUAGCUAUGAAAAAAUUCAAAAUAGGUGUAUGUGGAGCUGCAAAACUCUACUUGGGAUCUGCAGUCUUUGGUUAUCUGCUGUUCCUUUCCUUGUUUGCAAUUGGCUGUGAAAAUUUUGAUGUGGCAGGACUGACAGUUUCCUACCAAGGAACCAAACCUGUCUCUUAUCAUGAACGAGCUCUCUUUUCAGAUUGCAACUCAAGAUGUAAAUGUUCAGAGACAAAAUGGGAACCCAUUUGUGGCGAGAAUGGGAUCACGUACGCAUCAGCUUGUCUUGCUGGCUGCCAAGCCUCCAACAGCAGUGAAAAUAAUAUUAUGUUUUAUAAUUGUACCUGUAUGGAAAUUGCAGCUCCUGAAUCGGCAGGUUCCUCAGGCGUGAUGGGAAGGUGUCAGAAAGAUAAUGGAUGUCCCAGAAUGUUUCUAUAUUUUCUUGUAAUCUCAGUGAUCACCUACUAUACUCUGUCACUAGGAGGCAUACCUGGAUACAUGUUACUCCUGAGGUGCGUCAAGCCACAACUGAAGUCUUUUGCCCUGGGUGUCUACACCUUAGCAGUGAGGGUUCUUGCAGGAAUCCCAGCUCCAGUAUAUUUCGGAGUUUUGAUUGACACUUCAUGCCUCAAAUGGGGAUUUAAAAGAUGUGGAACUAGAGGAUCCUGCAGAUUAUAUGAUUCAAAUUAUUUCAGAUACAUCUAUCUGGGAGUAACCGUGAUCCUGGGCACAGUGUCCAUUGUGCUAAGCAUGGCAGUGCUUUUGGUUUUAAAGAAAAAAGAUGCUUCGAAACGUGGGAGCUUUGUAAUGCCAAGUGAAACAGCAGUGGUCUCUACAAGAUUUAGGAAGGAAAACUGCUUUCCCCAUGACCAGCUACUUGAACCCAGCUACUGGCCAGGCAAGGAAACACAACUUUAAGAAAACGAUGGGUGGAAGCUAUGUUUUCUAACUUGUGGAAGUUUUGCAAAUGUAUUUUGAUCCAAAAGAUUUUAAAAUGUGUAAAAUCUUUCAGAAAUGUCUGCUUUCUUUUUGAUUUGAAACAUUAAGUAAUAUGCUUGAUAUCAAUAUAAUUAAAUAGAACCAGAUGAAGAUGAUAAAACUGAUUUUAAACGUUUGAAAUUUAUAUAGAAAUUCCUUAGCAUUCAUGUAUUCUGCUACAGUUCAUCUAAUGUGUAUUGAUAUAUUUGCUCUAUUCUUGGUGGAAGAAUUGGUUCUAUUGUCUGAUGUAUACAAAGCAACGGAAUGGUCAGUUAUCUGUCUAGAAUAAGAGAAUAUGAUUAUAAGAUUAAAUCUCAUCUUGUGUAAUUUCAUAUAUAGCCCUAAUGAUGAUGUUUGGACUGAGUCAGAAUGUGGAGAGGUACAUUUAUUUUAAUUUCCUCAUUUCUUUUGAAAUACAAUAAUUGAUACAAAAGCGUAAUGGCAAAUAGUCUUGGAGGUUUAAAUUCUAGUUUUCAUUAGUGUGUGCUAUUCAUGUGACACUACUGGUUGGGGAAUCUUUCUCAGCCAGUGGCUAUUUGUAUAUUUACAUCAUUUGAAGACCAUACAAAUUAUCAGCUUAAAAAAAUUAACCUAUUGGGCCUGGCACGGGAGUCCAAAGGUUACACGCCUUGCACGCACCGAGAUCCCAUGUGGGCACCAGUUUGUAUCCCAGCUGCUCCACUUGCCUUCCAGCUCCCUGCUUGUGGCCUGGGGAAGCAGUGGAGGACAGCCCAAGGCCAUGGGAUUCUGCACUUGCAUGGGAGACCCGAAAGAGGCUCCUGGCUUCAGGUUGGCUCAGCUCCAGCCAUUGUGGCCACUUGUGGAGUGGAUCAGCAAAUGGAAGAUCUUUCUGUAUCUCCUCUCUGUAUAUCUGCCUUUCCAAUAAAAACAAAUAAAAAUCUUUU